Molecule: messenger RNA, 570 nt
Organism: Fonsecaea erecta
Lineage: Eukaryota; Fungi; Ascomycota; Eurotiomycetes; Chaetothyriales; Herpotrichiellaceae
Exons: 3
Coding region: 1-570 (189 amino acids)
Biological process (GO): regulation of actin filament polymerization; Arp2/3 complex-mediated actin nucleation
Cellular component (GO): cytoskeleton; Arp2/3 protein complex
Molecular function (GO): actin filament binding
Source: RefSeq, a predicted model, not a curated record
AUGCCAGCAUACCACUCGAUCUUCCUGGGCGACCAGGGCGUACAACUAAUAGGCAACUUCCCACUCCUCCCGCUUCGCACGAAAACCCGUGGGCCAGCCUACACGCUGCCUGCUCUCCCGCCCAAUGUCGACCCCCUCGACGUAGACCCAGACUCCGAGUCCUACGACUGCCUCGAUGAGAUCUUGAGCCUAUUCCGCGCCAACACCUUCUUCCGCAACUUCGAAAUCAAGGGCCCCGCCGACCGCAUGCUUAUCUACGGCAUCCUCUUCCUGUCCGACUGUUUGACGAAAGUGAAACCCAAUAUGGAUUCCCGUGCGGCCGAGAAAGCCCUGAUAAACGGUGCACUGGAACAAUUCAGCAUCCCGGGGGAGCCAGGUUUCCCAUUGAACCAAGCUUAUGAGGCACCCAGAGACCGCACCGAGGCCGAGGCUUUGAGGAGCUAUUUGAGCCAAGUGAGACAGGAACUGGCAAUCCGGUUGCAUGCAAGGCUUUAUGCGGACGGGUCCAAUGUGCCGAGUAAAUGGUGGUUGAGCUUCACAAAGCGAAAGUUCAUGGGCAAGAGUUUAUAG